UUUCUACUACAUCAGAAGAAAAAAGGAAAACAAGAUACCACCCUCGUUUCCUCCCCUUUGCAUGUUACUCGUAACGUUACAGUAAGGUUGUGCACCUGCAACUGGGACAGCCAUGGAGAAGAGUGGGAACAUUCAGCUGGAGAUUCCUGACUUCAGUAACUCUGUCCUGAGCCACCUGAAUCAGUUACGCAUGCAGGGUCGCCUCUGUGACAUCGUGGUCAAUGUGCAGGGGCAAGCUUUCCGCGCUCACAAGGUGGUGCUGGCUGCCAGCUCACCCUACUUCCGCGACCACAUGUCCUUGAACGAAAUGAGCACCGUUUCCAUUUCUGUCAUCAAGAACCCUUCUGUUUUCGAGCAGCUCCUUUCCUUUUGUUACACCGGUAGGAUAUGUCUGCAGCUGGCUGACAUCAUCAGUUACCUAACGGCUGCCAGUUUCUUGCAGAUGCAGCACAUCAUAGACAAAUGCACGCAGAUUCUCGAGGGAAUUCAUUUCAAAAUUAACGUGGCAGAGGUGGAAGCAGAAUUGAGCCAGACCAGGACAAAGCAUCAGGAGAGACCACCAGAGUCUCACCGGGUGACGCCAAAUCUAAACCGUUCUCUGAGCCCACGUCACAAUACCCCGAAGGGGAGUCGCCUGGGCCAGGUUAGCACAGUACUGGACAUUCGGGAGCUCAGCCCACCUGAGGAGUCCACCAGCCCCCAGAUAAUUGAGCAGAGUUCAGACGUGGAAAGCAGGGAGCCCAUACUACGGAUUAACAGAGCGGGACAGUGGUACGUUGAGACAGGAAUGGGAGACCGUGGGGGACGGAACGACGACGAUGUCCGGGUGCUGGGAGGAGUACGCAUUAAAACGGAGAACCUGGAGGAGUGGCUCGGGGCAGAGCAUCAGCCGUCGGGAGAGGAUGGGAGCAGCGCUGAGGAGGUCACUGCUAUGGUGAUCGACACCACAGGCCACGGAUCGAUGGGCCAAGAAGCUUACGCCUUAGGGUCCUCCGGGGCCAAAGUGGUCAGGCCAACCAGCAGUGAGAUUGACAGAUUUAGCCCUUCUGGCAGCAUGGUUGCUGUGACUGAGCGGUACAGAUCAAAAAGCGAGUCUCCCGGGCGGAUGGAUGAGCCCAAGCAGCCCAGUUCCCAGGGGGAGGAAUCGGCUAUGCUCGGAGUGAGCGGUUAUGUGGAAUAUCUCCGGGAGCAGGAGGUUUCAGAGCGCUGGUUCCGGUACAACCCACGGCUCACUUGUAUUUACUGCGCCAAAUCCUUCAACCAGAAAGGCAGCCUGGACCGGCACAUGCGUCUCCACAUGGGCAUCACGCCUUUUGUCUGCCGCAUGUGUGGGAAGAAGUACACCCGCAAGGAUCAGCUGGAGUAUCACAUCCGCAAGCACACAGGCAACAAGCCCUUUCAUUGCCAUGUCUGUGGCAAAAGCUUCCCUUUCCAGGCCAUCCUCAACCAGCACUUUCGCAAGAACCACCCUGGCUGUAUGCCUCUGGAGGGGCCUCACAGCAUCUCCCCCGAAACCACCGUCACGUCUCGGGGGCAGGCGGAGGAAGAAUCUCCUCCGCAGGAGGAGGCUGUCGCUGUGGGGGAGACGGCACAGGGAUCUGUGUCCACGACUGGACCAGAUUGAAACACGGCUACAGAGUCUGGGGAGAAAGGACCGUCUUCCCGUUCUUGGCUCUAAAGAGUCAGCACCAACCUGGCAGGCUGGUACUGUAAUUAGUGCAAUGCCACCACUGGACAGAAAGAAGCUCCCAAGAUGUUGCCAAAAUAGAAAUCUCUCUCUCUCUCCC
Aptenodytes forsteri (emperor penguin) is the source of this 1787-nucleotide messenger RNA. It is a transcript of the gene ZBTB37, whose product is annotated as zinc finger and BTB domain containing 37. Gene Ontology annotation, biological process: regulation of transcription by RNA polymerase II. Lineage: Eukaryota; Metazoa; Chordata; Aves; Sphenisciformes; Spheniscidae. The record is from RefSeq and is a predicted model, not a curated record. The coding region runs from base 113 to 1624 and encodes 503 amino acids. The transcript is spliced from 4 exons. Gene Ontology annotation, molecular function: RNA polymerase II cis-regulatory region sequence-specific DNA binding; DNA-binding transcription factor activity, RNA polymerase II-specific; protein binding.